AUGUUAGCUCAUCUAUUACCUCCGAAUCACCCGUAUGGCAAAGUAAGUUUUCUAUUAUUGUCUUUGGUUUUUAGAGUGUUGUUGAAGAACCAUCGUUAAUAUAGUUGAAAGGAUGAGGUUAAUAUAGUUGAAUAGAAGAAAACGUGGUUUAUAUAGCUAAACCACUUUCUUCUUGGUUUUUGUUAACUAAAACACAUUGUUCUUUACUUUUUUUAACUAAAGAAACAAUAUUUUUGAAGUGAUAUACUUAAAACACUUUAUGUAAGGUCUUUUAUAGCUAAAAAAGAGUAUUUUCAGCCUGUUAUAUCUUUUAAAAUAAACCAUUCUUGAUUGUUUGUACCUAAACUGCAUUGUGUCUGACUUUGUAACAGAAGACAAAGUCUUUUCUUACUUAUUUUCUACGUAAAAUACAUGAAGAAUUACGUUCUUAACCAUUUCAGAAAAAGCCCUGCCAAAAAGUGGAUCAGCAAACACGGAACGAUGUUGUAGAGAACUGUCGUGUAUACCUGCAAGCUCGUGAAGCGAAACAAAACCCAAAUCUUGAUGGACAUUUCUCUCCAGCCUUUGAAACACCGUCUACUAGCUCCGAUUUCUCAACCUUAAUAUCGGAUUCGUUUUUGGGGAAAGACAAAGAAAUUGAGGAAGUUGUGGAAGAACCAGUUGUAGAAAAGAUGGUUGUUGAAGAGAAGAUGAAGCGGAUGCCGAAGGUGGAGAAGAGUUGUAACAAUAACACGGAUCCCAACGCUCUACAGACGAUGUUGAACAUGUUUUUGAAUAAAUGUAGUGAUGGGGCUAUGGAUAAAGGAAAGAAUUUGUUACUUUUGGUAGGUUAAGGUUCACAUUUUAUUUAUUUUAAAUUUAAAAGCCUAAAAUUUCAUUUUUAUGCUUAAAAUUUUAGUUUUAACCUUUGAAACCCCAUUUUUUUGCCUAAAAUUUCAGUUUUAAGCCUAAAGUUUUAUGUUAUAGCCUAAAAGUUUCUUAUUUUUGUUUUUCAGGGCAUAGCCAGUGGCGAAAUACCCCUCACCACACUGGACAGUGAAUACUUCAAAGCCUUUCUUCAAACCUUGUUCAAGGACUCACCUUUGCCUUCAAAAUCCGAACUUUUGUCAUCAGAAUUCAUCGAAUCCGAAUAUUUGUCAAAGUUUGAUGACAUCAAAUCACUCAUCGAUCAAGAAACACAUCUUCACCUAUCAUUGGACAAUUGGAUCGACAAAAAUGGUACUGAAGUCUACGGCAUUCUGGUUCACACAACAGCACCCUACUUAUAUCGAGUUGUGGCGGCUGAAGAUGAUUUGGAGAAUAUUGUGAUAGAAGAGAUUAAAAGCGUGAUUCAGGAAUUGGGUGAAGACAGAGUUGUGUCGUUUGUCAAUGAAAACAAAGCGAUCAACAAUGAAAAGAUUGUCAGAUCUUAUCCAUGGGUGCUGUCACCGCCAGUUUUGUUGUUUGACAGCUUGGAAAUGGAAGGGAUUUCACAGGUGAGAGAUUAGUUUGAGCUUAGAAUCAGAGUAAAUUUUAUCUUUGGCUUACAGUAUGUACGAUUUUUGGUAGGGUAGGUAAUGAAUUUUCUAUUUAUGAUUUUGGGUUUAAAAUUUUUAACUCAUGUUUUAAUUAGGCUUAAAAUUUGGAUCUUAGACUACUCUUAAUUUUAACAUUCCAGAACCUCCAAAGCUGUUUCCAAGUACCUUCCGAGCUAGUACAAGCCGACGCCAUCGUCCAACUCCUCGACCCAACCAACAUCACGGUCAAUACCGGUAUGCACGAGGAUGUGUUUGACUUUAUCAGCGAAAAGUUCGCCGAUCACCCAAAAAUAGACAUACCACACACACUAAAGCAUCUGAGGUAUUGGAUCACAAAGACAGACAUCUAUGAGAACCACAACAACAAACAACAUUACGAUGCGUGGAGGCCGCGCACGUUUCAAGGCAAAUUCAACGUGAAAAGUUGGUGGAAAAAGUACUAUGAAACUUCGCCGCUUUGUGAAUUAUACUUCAUGUUGGCUGACAUACCUUCAAAGUCGGUGACAGAAGAAAGAAACUUUGACAUAGAAAGUUAUGUCGCCAAUACAAUGGAGGAACGGUGAGUUAUUUUUUGAUUUUUAAAGUUGGGUUUUGGAAGUUGAAAUCUAUAUAAUUUUUUUUAGACUUUUUAAACCUAAAAUUUGUUUUUAAAUUUAAAAUUAUCUUUAAAUGAUGUUUUAGGCUUAAAAAGUACUUGAGCAUGCAAUUUUAUCUUUAAGCCUAAAAUUUAUUUCUAGGCUUAAAAUUUCAUUUUUAAUCUAAAAUUAAUUUUUAAGCCUAAAAUUUGUUUUGAACUCAAUUUAUACAGUUUAUCAUUUUUAGGGUAACGACAAACAUGAAGAUAUUUCUCAAAUACAAUCAUAUGCUUACAUUCCACAGACAAACAGCUCGCAAACCUAUUUGA
Messenger RNA from Bursaphelenchus okinawaensis, 2421 nucleotides. Lineage: Eukaryota; Metazoa; Nematoda; Chromadorea; Rhabditida; Aphelenchoididae. The record is from the annotation of a GenBank genome assembly.